CGGCGCUCGGUAGGCAGACCCGAUGGCAACUCCCUCAGAACCAGCACCUGCUGCGAGGCUGUCUCAAGAUGUGGCAGAAGUACCGGCAAGUCAUUCUUCUCAGCCAUCGCUUGCUUCGACACCGCUGCUGCCAACGCUGAGCAAAGCGACGACGCACAACUUCAGCAGUGCUCUCUCGACUUGGAAGGAGAUCAACUUGACCGAGUUGCAGCGGACGCUUGACGCACGCGGGCUCGAAAUCGUCGAGAACCAAAAGGAGAACAUGGUCGGCCGCAAGCGACUGGCCGAGCAGACGAGGGAAUUCCGCAAGGUGCCAGACGAGGAAAAGGCAACAUCGUUCAAGGGACUCCUCAAAGCUUACCAGGCCGAAAUUGACAUGCUCACGAAACGCUCAAAGAUAGCAGAGACGGCGUUCCUGCAUGUCUAUAAACUGCUUGCCGAGGCGCCCGACCCAUUUCCCUUGCUUGACGCGGCAGUGGAUCAAACGGCGAAAGCGUCAGAAGCUCGUGUUCUCGAGCUAUCCCUGAAGAGGGCACAAGACGAGGCUGCCACGCUCAAAGCUCAGCUUGCAGAGGCUCAGGCGUCUGACAAGGAGCGUCGGAAACUGGCUGAACGCGCCGAAAAGCUAGAAAAGAAGAUGGACGAUACGGUCAACGAGAAGGUAACGCAAAAGGAAGCAGAGCUUCAUGCCAUAUACGAUGAGCGGCUGAGGAACUAUCAAGAAAGAGAGCGAGAUCUAGAGAGGCAGGCGACUAUGGCGCGAGCUCAACUCCACGACUUGCGAAGCUCAAAUGAUACAACGCAAGCUCAACUGAUGAGUCACUCAUCAAGAAGAGAUCAAGAAUCACAAGCGCGUUCGGCAGAGAUCGAGCUCAUCAAUGCCGAUCUCGAGCGAGCCACUGCACGAGCAGCCGAAGUAGAGCGUCGCAAUGAGAAAUUGCGCGCAGAAAUCGAAGCACUCCGACUGGGGAGCGAGAGCGAUGCAAAGCUGAAGAACCUUGAGCUGCAACUAGAAGAAACCCAAUCCGAGACGAGUAGGCUACUCAAAAGCUUGGACAGUCAAAAAGAAGAAGCAGCACGAGCAGCGGAUCUAUCACUUGUUCGCCUCGAAGCGGGCCAAAUGGAACGAGCCGCGCUCGAAGCAGAAAUCGAGACUUUGCGACAGCGCCUUGCCAGUCACGACGACUAUGACGAGGUCAAGCGAGAGCUAGAGAUUAUGAAGUUUGUGGAGUUCAGCAGCUUGAACGACGAAGAUUUCAAUGACGCAGGAAGCAUGAUUUCUUCGAUGGAAAUGCGACUGCCGAAUCCCAACGCAGACAAGCCCGGCGCGAGCAAAGCGAGACCGCUCGAGCAACUACUCAUGCUCAAAAAUAGGAAGCUUAGCGAUCAGGUAACGGCACUUCGGGUAGCCCACGAAGAUCUAGGGUCAUCGGAGCGAGCUCUUCAGACAGAGCUAGUCGAAGCACAGACUCGGUUCGAAGAAGAGCGUGCCCUCAAUGCUCGACUCGAAGCAGAUCUCGCUCGCGUGAAUGGUUCGAAUAGCAAUGAUGCAGAGCCUCGCCUGUCGACGGGCAACGGACAUGCGACGGAGGAGCCACUAGCGAGCCUCAGCUUGGGCAAACGAACAGGCACGCCAACCGUCAACGGAAGUACUGCGGAAACGUCAAUAUUGCCCAUCAUCACGAGUCAGAGAGAUCGCUUUCGACAGCGGAACACCGAGCUCGAAGAGGAAUUACGGCGCCAAUUUGCCACAAUCUCAGAAUUACGGAGCGAGCUCAAGACACUACAAGCCGACAACCUAAAGCUGUACGAGAAAGUACGAUACUUGCAAAGCUACAAGGAAGAUGCUGGCGCGAGCAGAACGGGUCUGGCAUCCAUCUUGCACCCGAAGCGCGACGAAGAGCUUGGCAAAUACCGCGAGCGCUACGAGAACACGAUCAAUCCAUUCGAGGCUUUCCGAGGCAGGGAGCAAUCGCGAGCGAUACAGGCACUCAAUCCGAUCGAAAAGAUCCUGUUCGGUCUGUCCAGGCGGGUGCUCACCCAUCGGCUCUCGCGCGCGCUCUUCGUAGCCUAUGCCAUCGCACUGCAUCUCGUUGCGCUGAGCGCUCUGUAUGGGUACUCGGAGACGACUGCCACAGUCAUCCGCCCGCCCGAUGACAUGUCUGUUUGAUGAUAGGUUGCUGUAUGUAUUGCAUGAUUGAAGGCGCACUCAUAU
Molecule: messenger RNA, 2215 nt
Organism: Mixia osmundae IAM 14324
Lineage: Eukaryota; Fungi; Basidiomycota; Mixiomycetes; Mixiales; Mixiaceae
Exons: 13
Coding region: 23-2170 (715 amino acids)
Biological process (GO): intra-Golgi vesicle-mediated transport
Cellular component (GO): Golgi membrane
Source: RefSeq, a predicted model, not a curated record